GUGUGUGUGUGUGUGUGUGUGUGUGUGUGUGUGUGUGUCACACUCCGUGGGAAAGUUCCAGCAGCAGUGGAGGAGGAGGAGACGGAGGAGAACUCACCGGUCAUCAGUCCACUCUGCAGCCGACACACGGGCCACCUGCCCCGGACUGUUUACUGGAGACACACCGCUGGAUAAGUCCUGGAGGAAUCUUUUCAUGGACAGGAGAUUAAUCCACCACAUUUACUCUUCCUUCUUCUUCGUGAUUUAAUGCUGAAAAACUUUCAGAAAAGUCUGUUUUUUUUGUAUCGAGGGAUCAUUCAUUUCACAGUUGUGGAAAAGUUUUGCAGCUUUUAUUUUUCUCUGCAUGGAAGAAAACUCACCUGAAGCUUCAUGAACCUCUGGAUUAAAGACACAAAACAUCACUGACACUCCUCUAAGAUCCUUUGACGACCUCAGCACCCUCUGAAAGACACUCUUUAUCUUUUUUAAACACUCAGAAGUAUUCCUGAGAGAUCGUCGUGGACUGUCGAUGAUUCAUAUUGAUUGAUGAUUAGACUUCAGAGUCACAGUCUUCGGUCCUUUUAUUCAUUUAGUCUCUUAAAGUAUCUGACAGCGAUCUUUAAAGAUCAGAGUUUCUGAGGAGGAAGAAGUAGCUUCAUUUUUAUCUUCUUUUUUUUGUAAACCUCCACACCGGGCAGACACGGCCAGCCCUCCCCGGCUUCAGAGCGCCAUGAAGCGGCCGUGUGAGGAGAGCAGCUCCGCGGAGAGCGACGUGGAGGAGAGCAUCGACGUGGGCAGAGAGAGCGUUUAUCCCGGGCACAUGACGUCGUCUUUCCCAGGAUGUGGAUCACCGAUGACCACGACCCCGACACAAGUGAUGGCGAGGAAGAAACGCAGAGGGAUCAUCGAGAAGAGACGCAGAGACAGAAUCAACAACAGUCUGUCCGAGUUACGGCGGCUCGUCCCCACCGCCUUCGAGAAGCAGGGUUCGGCCAAACUGGAGAAGGCAGAGAUUCUGCAGAUGACUGUGGAUCAUCUUAAAGUUCUGCAGGCCUCAGGAGGGAAAGGUUAUUUGGACGCCCACGCUCUGGCUCUGGACUUCCUGUCUCUUGGCUUCAGGGAGUGUAUGACAGAGGUUUCCCGCUACCUGAGCGCCGUGGAGGGCCUGGACUCUGGCGACCCGCUACGCUCCCGCCUCCUCUCCCACCUCUCAUCCUGCGCCUCGCAACGAGAAGCCGCCGCCCUCACCAUGACCUCAUCACACCCCCACCUCCAGCAGCCGCCUCACCCUUUCCCUCACCCCUUCCACCACCACCACUGGGCCGCUGCAGUCGCAACUGCGGCUGCGUUUCGACCCGCCGCCGCCGCACCGUACGGACUGAGCGGGCUCUCUGUUUCUCCUGAUGCUGGAGGAGGCGGAGCCCCCCUAUCACAGCGCUGCGUAGCCUCCUACGCAGACUCCACCUCCUCCUCCCCUCCCUCCUCGUCUCUGAUGCUGCCCUGCGCCCCCGCUCCUCUCUCGGCCUCCCUCCUCUCUCUCUCGGCGUCCUUCCCCAUCGCCCUCCACUCAGCUUUCCCCCUUCUCCCCGCCUGCUCCUUCACCUCCUCCGCCACCGCCAGUCCUCCCAUCUCCUCCUCCUCCUCCUCCUCCUCCUCCUCCUCACACACUCCUCUCAGCAGCAGUAAACCGUACAGGCCGUGGGGGACCGAGGUCGGAGCUUUCUGACACACACUAACUCCUGAUAUUUUGACAAACUGACACCUUUAACAGCCUGGAAACACGUAAACCAGCACUGAACACAUUUCUUAUAAACACUUUUUGAUCUGGUAACGAGUUAACGUUUGAGCUGCUUGUGACUGUGACAGAUUUACAAUGUACUUCAUCCACUCAACUUUUAACAUCUUUAUCAUUAAACCCCCUGAAAGACUAAAAAUCAGAAUACCUGCUGAAGAGAUUUCUGUUUGUUUUGCACCCCAAACUUUUCCAUGUUGCUGCUCCUCCUAACCCUGAUAGGAACUUUAGAAGGAAGGAGCCACACAACAUUUAGGUUUCAGUCUUUGUCUUGGAUUUAAUGUGCAACCACCACACAUAGAAUUUUCUAUUUUUACACAGCGGGAAGUUUGACUGCACUUGCUGCCACCGCGUCCCGACCUCAUAUGAGCAGAAGAAAAAGAAUGGAUGGAUUUCACUGUGCAGCACUUUUAAAAACAAGGGUCAACAAAGUGCUUUAACACGUGCAGACGCAAACAUAUGAACAAAGAAUAAGAACACAAACAAUAUCUGUAACCUAGGCAACAUGCAGCCCUGAAAAUAUCCUGAUCAUGUCAGGAGGGCUGCUCCUCACUUCAACAUGUUUCCUUAAAGGUGACAUAUCCUCCUCCUCAUUUUAAAAAAAAAGUGUAAAUAAGUGUCAGAGCUCCUCUUCAACAUGUGUGUGAAGUUUCUUGUUCUAAAUCCACUCUGAUCCUGUAUUUGAUCAUGUCUAUAAACCCCUCUAUUUCAGCCCUGCUCAGAACAGGCUGUUUCUGUGUCUGUACCUUUAAAUAUGUAAAUGAGCUGUGUCUGACCACGCCCCCUCUCUGGAAGGGCUUGGGUGUACUCGGUCUUUCUCGCUCCAUGUCCUAUUGUUUACAGUGAGAAGGCAGACUCAGAGGGCAGAACAAACACCUAGCUGUGGGAGUGUCACCCACCUGGGGGAGGGGCUACUGCCCUUUGUGAUGUCAUGAAGGGAAAAUCUCCAAACGGCCUGUUUGAGCACACAUUUUCUGAAAAGUGAGCAGACAGAAGACGGAGAGGAUGGACUUUUCUCAUCAUUGGGGGGUUUGUAGACAGACUAGAGACACAUGUUAGAGGAACAUGGAGAAGAGGAUUUUAGAGAAUAUGUGACCUGAUUUUAUAGUAAGGUUAUUUUAUCUUUUCAGUCCCUACAGAUCUCACUGAUUGGUCCUUUAAAUCAUGUUCCACUUGUUUCAUCAUCGGCUCUGUUGGUGUGACUCGUCACUGAGUGUGUGUGUGUUUCUACAAAUAAACAUGAAGUAACAACUUGA
This is a messenger RNA of Labrus mixtus (cuckoo wrasse), 3027 nucleotides long. RefSeq names its product hes-related family bHLH transcription factor with YRPW motif 2 (gene hey2). The coding region runs from base 710 to 1705 and encodes 331 amino acids. The record is from RefSeq and is a predicted model, not a curated record. Gene Ontology annotation, cellular component: nucleus. Gene Ontology annotation, biological process: Notch signaling pathway; regulation of neurogenesis; regulation of transcription by RNA polymerase II. The transcript has 5 exons. Lineage: Eukaryota; Metazoa; Chordata; Actinopteri; Labriformes; Labridae. Gene Ontology annotation, molecular function: DNA-binding transcription factor activity, RNA polymerase II-specific; RNA polymerase II cis-regulatory region sequence-specific DNA binding; protein dimerization activity.